Messenger RNA from Vombatus ursinus (common wombat), 1184 nucleotides. RefSeq names its product vascular endothelial growth factor B (gene VEGFB). The coding region runs from base 1 to 756 and encodes 251 amino acids. Gene Ontology annotation, molecular function: heparin binding; chemoattractant activity; vascular endothelial growth factor receptor 1 binding. The transcript has 7 exons. The record is from RefSeq and is a predicted model, not a curated record. Gene Ontology annotation, biological process: sprouting angiogenesis; positive regulation of angiogenesis; response to hypoxia. Gene Ontology annotation, cellular component: membrane. NCBI's taxonomy places the organism in Eukaryota, Metazoa, Chordata, Mammalia, Diprotodontia, Vombatidae.
AUGAGCUGCCCGGGCUCGGCCCCCCGCAGCCCCGGCCGCCCGUGUCCCCGCCGCCGCCACCGCCGCUGCCUCCUCGGGCACCGCGCCGCAGCUUGCGCCCCGCGGCCCCGCCAUGGGGCUCCCCUCGCGCCUGCCCCCACCCCCGGGCUAGGACGAUGCGGGAGCCCCGCGGGCACCAUGAGCCCCCUCCUACUGGCCGCCCUGCUGCUGCUGCUGCUGCUGCCGCCGCUGCCCCCCGGAGCCCCGGCGCAGACUUUCAGUUCCCCACCCGAGGGGCCCCACCACCAACAGAAAGUGGUUCCCUGGCUGGAGGUGUUCAGCCGAGCCUCCUGCCAGCCCCGGGAGGUGCUGGUGCCCUUGAGCCUGGAGUUCCCAGGCGAGGUGGCCCACCGGCUGGUGCCUAGCUGCGUGACCUUGCAGCGAUGUGGAGGCUGCUGCCAUGAUGAGGCUCUGGAGUGUGUGCCUACUAGCCAGCGCCACGUCCGAAUGCAGAUCCUGAUGAUCAGGUACCUGAGCAGUCACCUGGGGGAGAUGUCCCUUGUGGAGCACAGCCAAUGUGAAUGCAGACCAAAAAAGGACACUUUCGUGAAGCCCAUCAGCCCCAGGCCCCAAUGUCCUAGAUGUGCCCAGAGACGCCAGCGCCCCGAUCCUCGAACCUGCACCUGUCGCUGCAGACGCCGAAGCUUAUUGCGUUGCCAAGGGCGGGGCCUAGAAUUCAACCCAGACACCUGCAGGUGCAAGAAGCUUCGAAGGUGACACGGCCCUUCCUGGAUUCUGAUGGGACAUCCCUUCCUCGGCCCCAACCCCACGAUGGGAUGGGGAGCCCUGUUGGGGCAUUGUGCCAAUGGCUACAGCGGGGAAGGGAGCUGCUGCUACAGAGGAAGUCCAGACCUCUUGGAGUGAUCUGUCACCCUAAGCUGCUAUGCUUGGAGGGGAAGGGCAGGGCAGGGCAGGGGAGGUCACUGGUUUGGGGUAAAAGGGAUUCAACUCUCUUUAUUUAAUGCCCUCCCUUGCCCAGACAAACACCGUGUCACUGAAUUCCUCACUGCCUUCCCCUGCCAAUUGACAGUGGGAUGAAGAAAGGUGGGGAAAUUCCAGAGCCACCAAGAAUGUUCUUGGCUUUGGUACAUGGAUGGUGUGACCCCCAGACCUCUUAAAAAAGAUGAAAAAAGUUGUGACCUAGA